AUGUAUCCAAAUAUCGGAUCAGGUUCAUCAUAUCCAUCGGCACCACCACCACCACCAUCUACUUCAACAUCAAAUACUUCUACAUUAGGUAAUACAGGGGCACCAAAACCUGUUGGAUUUUCUAGUCUAAUGGCACAACCAAAUAAUCAAGCUACUCCUUAUCCAGGUGGACAAGCAUCACAAACACCAUAUCCACCAGGCGGACAAUCAUCACAAACACCAUAUCCACCAGGUGGUCCAUCAUCAUCAUCAUCUUAUACUAAUCCUUAUGCAUCAAAUAAUCAACCACCAAAUUCAAAUAACUUUUCACCAUAUUCUCUCCCACACAUGGGGCAACAGCCUCCACCACCACCAUCACAACAAGGAGGUAGUAAUUUUCAACAAAGUCCUUAUCCUCCACAAUCAAGUCCUUAUCCAAGCUCAAAUACAUCAGCUGGUGGUUAUCCAGGAAAUCAACCUCCACAAGGUAAUGCAGGUAAUCCUGGCAAUCAAAAUCCUUAUCGACCAGCAAAUCCUUAUGCUGCACCACAAGGUAAUGCUGGCUUUCAAAAUCCAUAUCAAUCGCAACAAGGCGGUUAUCCUCAACAACAACCAUACAAUCCACAACAACAACAACAACAAUAUCCAAAUCCUCAACAAGCUCCAGGUGGAGGAUUUAAUCCAAACUCAUUUGGUGGAGCACCAGGUGGAGCACCAGGUGGUCCUGUUAAUGAUCGUAUUCGAGCCAUAGCUGGUCGAUAUGAAAUAAAUGAUCAAUUAGCUCAACGUUUAAAUAUUCUUCAACAAUUUGAAAUUGUUGUUCUUUGUGAUGAUUCCGGUUCGAUGAAUACACCAGUUGAUGGAACAAAUGGUACUCGUUGGGAUGAAUUACGAUCUAUUGUACAAAUAAUUAUUGAAAUCGGUGCCGUAUUUGAUUCUAAUGGUGUUGAUGUACAUUUUCUUAAUCGUCCAUCAAUGCCCGGCGUAACAGAUUCUCGACAAGUUAUGGAAUCAUUUAGUCAACGUCCAGCAGGUUUAACACCAUUAACAACAUCAUUAAGACGAAUCUUUCAAUCUGCAGCAAGUAAACCUGGUAGUGAUAAACGUUUACUUGUAUUUGUGGCUACAGAUGGAGCACCAACAGAUCCUAAUGGAAAUGUUGAUAUACA
Adineta steineri is the source of this 1148-nucleotide messenger RNA. The record is from the annotation of a GenBank genome assembly. NCBI's taxonomy places the organism in Eukaryota, Metazoa, Rotifera, Eurotatoria, Adinetida, Adinetidae.